AUGGCGCCGCCUGCGAUCAUUGCGCCCUCAAUCCUCAGCGCCAACUUUGCCAACCUGGGCCAUGACUGCGCCGAGAAAAUCCGGCAAGGCGCAGACUGGCUGCACAUUGACAUCAUGGACGGUCACUUUGUGCCCAACAUGACCAUCGGGUGUCCCGUCGUCUCCCACAUUCGCGGCUGCGUGGAUCGACCCCUCGAACCUGGAGCGCGGGGUACAUUUGACUGCCACAUGAUGAUCGCAGAGCCUCACAAAUGGGUCAAGGAAUUCCAGAAAGCCGGAUGUGACCUGUACUGCUUCCACUACGAAGCCGCCGUGUCUUCCGUCGCCGCGACCGAGCCCUCCGAUAAGACGACCAAGGAGCCGACCAGCCCCCGCGCAUUGAUCAAAUAUAUCCACGAGCAAGGCAUGCAGGCCGGUAUUGCGAUCAAGCCGGAUACCCCCGUCGAUGUGCUUUGGGAUAUUCUCGAGACCUCCGACGAGAAGGAGCGUCCUGAUAUGGUCCUUGUCAUGACCGUGCACCCCGGCUUCGGUGGCCAAAAGUUCAUGGCCUCCGAGCUGCCCAAGGUCUCUGCUUUGCGCGAACGCUAUCCCAACUUGAACAUUGAGGUCGACGGUGGUCUGGGCGUGGGUACCAUCGACCAGGCUGCUGAUGCUGGUGCCAACGUGAUUGUCGCUGGCUCGGCCGUGUUUGGUGCGGAGGACCCCGCGGACGUGAUUCGAAAGCUGCGCGAGGCGGUCCAGAAGCGUCAGGUUCAGGCCAAGGUUUAA
Penicillium diatomitis is the source of this 768-nucleotide messenger RNA. Its product is annotated as ribulose-phosphate 3-epimerase RPE1. Bases 1 to 768 code for a protein of 255 amino acids. Gene Ontology annotation, biological process: pentose-phosphate shunt; carbohydrate metabolic process; pentose-phosphate shunt, non-oxidative branch. Gene Ontology annotation, cellular component: cytosol. NCBI's taxonomy places the organism in Eukaryota, Fungi, Ascomycota, Eurotiomycetes, Eurotiales, Aspergillaceae. The transcript is spliced from 3 exons. The record is from RefSeq and is a predicted model, not a curated record. Gene Ontology annotation, molecular function: D-ribulose-phosphate 3-epimerase activity; metal ion binding.